This is a messenger RNA of Impatiens glandulifera, 2361 nucleotides long. RefSeq names its product S-type anion channel SLAH2. Gene Ontology annotation, biological process: transmembrane transport; intracellular monoatomic ion homeostasis. Gene Ontology annotation, cellular component: membrane. Bases 138 to 2006 code for a protein of 622 amino acids. Gene Ontology annotation, molecular function: voltage-gated monoatomic anion channel activity. The record is from RefSeq and is a predicted model, not a curated record. The transcript has 5 exons. Lineage: Eukaryota; Viridiplantae; Streptophyta; Magnoliopsida; Ericales; Balsaminaceae.
UUUAUUUUUACAAGCCCAUGCAAUAUUGUCUAUAUAAGUCUGUUUAUGCUUCCUUAUUUGCCUUGGUGAAAUUUACAGAAAGAAGAAAAUAAGAGAGCAAUUGUUGCAGAUUCUGGUGGUUUUCAAAAGGACUUAAGAUGGAACAUUUGGAUAGUGAAAAGCAGCAGAGUCCAGAAGAAGAACUUCCAUCUCUGCUCAGAGUUAUAACUACUCAAGAAGUUGAUGGGUUUGAUAGCUUAAAAGCCGUAUCUGAGAAGAUUGAUGAAGAUGGACAGUCAUCCCAGUUGCCACAAACUUUUUCUAUCAGCAUGCCUUCUUCUCCAUUGAGAGCUAGCUUGCCUGGAAACAACAGAGAUCUCUUAAGAGAUAAUGAUCCAACAACAAAAGACGUGAAUAAUAAUGAUUCUGGAAACUCCUCACCUUCUUUUGUCACCAAAUAUGCAAAAUAUUACUCUCAGCCUAUGCCAGCUUUUUCCUCUUCUUCCUCUUCUUCUUCUGCUGCAUUUCAUGACAUAUCCAGAAAAAUUAACUUUCAAAAACUUCCAGAAAAGCAUAUGAAGAAGAAUCCUGCCAUUAACAAACUCAAGGAUAAGAGGUAUGACUCUUUCAAAACAUGGACUGGCAAGUUCGAGAGGCAAAUAUCACAUCUAGUUGGAAAAGGUGGAGAAGACCAGCCAGCAGCCUUUCCUGAGCAGCAUGUUGAAAUGGAGAGUGUUCCAGUUGAUCGUUAUUUCGAUGCCCUGGAAGGACCCGAGUUAGAAACUCUCAGGGCUUCGGAAAAGAUCAUGCUUCCGGAAGACAGGACAUGGCCAUUUCUUCUUCGCUUUCCGAUCACUUCAUUUGGUAUGUGCUUAGGAGUAAGCAGCCAAGCCAUUAUGUGGAAAACAUUGGCCGUUUCUCCAGCCACAAAAUUCCUUCAUAUCAGCCUGGAUAUAAACCUGUUUCUAUGGUGCAUAUCAGCCGUUCUUGUUUCCAUUAUUGCUUCAAUCUAUUUACUGAAAUUGAUUUUCUACUUUGAGGCUGUUCGUCGCGAAUACUACCACCCUGUCCGUGUAAACUUCUUCUUUGCACCAUGGAUAGCCUUAUUAUUCUUAGUAUUAGGAAUCCCAUCCUCAAUUUCUCCUGAUCUGCAUCCUGUCCUGUGGUACAUUCUCAUGACACCCAUCUUCUGUCUGGAACUGAAGAUCUACGGGCAAUGGAUGUCUGGAGGACAGAGGAGGCUUUCGAAAGUGGCUAAUCCAUCAAACCAUCUUUCAAUUGUUGGUAAUUUUGUUGGUGCUUUGUUGGGUGCUCAAAUGGGGCUUAAGGAAGGACCUAUAUUUUUCUUUGCUGUUGGAAUGGCUCAUUACACGGUCUUAUUCGUUACACUCUACCAGAGACUACCCACAAACGAGACUCUUCCAAAGGAGCUCCACCCUGUUUUCUUCUUGUUUGUUGCUGCACCUAGUGUUGCUUCCACGGCUUGGGCGAGGAUUCAAGGGUCAUUUGAUUAUGGGUGUAGAAUUGCUUACUUCAUCGGCCUCUUUCUUUAUAUUUCACUGGCCGUUCGAGUUAAUUUCUUCCGGGGAUUCAAGUUCUCGUUGUCAUGGUGGGCAUACACUUUUCCGAUGACUGCAUCAGCCAUAGCAACGGUUAGGUACUGUACAGAGGUGCCGAACGUGGUAACAAAAGCACUUGCAAUAAUACUAUCGGGCGUUGCCAGUCUGACUGUGACAUCUGUGCUGGUUACAACCAUCAUUCAUGCAGUGGUGCUGAAAAACCUUUUCCCAAACGACAUCUCGAUUGCAAUCAGCGACAUGAAGCCAAAGGCAGCGAAGACAUGGUUCCAUCGUAGGAUCUUGAGUUCUGAUAAAUCAGAUAUUGAGAAUUAUCUAAAGUUUGCUGAUACAGAGAGUGCUACUACUACUAAGGACAUUGAAGCCUGCCUAGACCAGACACGCUCAACAACCAAUGAAGAAGAAAUUAACGCCAAACGACAACAUGUUCGUUCAGUAUCUGGAUCAUAAGUGUUUGAUUUGUGUGGUGGUGGUGGUUGAAAAAAAAGAAGUUAAAAGGAAAUGGAAUGAACUCAUUCUUCGUCUUUACAAGAAGAAGCCCAACACUCACUUCUAGUUCUGGUUAUUGAAGGCAUCAACAAAAGCAUCCAGAAGAUGAGGAAGGAUUCAAGGCUAACUAAUUUAAGAUAUUUUUAUCCAUUCCAAUUGGGUCUCAGAACUCAAACUCCAAAAAUAAAUUUAGAACAAAUUUCAAAGGUUAGUUGGUUGGUUGGUUGGUUUUUCCCAGGUUUUGAGUUCAUAUGUUUGAUUGGAACAAUGAAUAUUAUUAUUAUUAUUAAUAAAUAAAUAAAAAGUGAGAUUUCUU